AUGGCGGCCAUUCAGGACGUCUCGCUCGAGGACUUCGGCCACCCGUGCAAGAAGUUCUUCCGGAGCCGGGCGCACUGCAACCCGCUGUCGAACAACGACGGCUUCGAGUACCCGACGACGCCCGACGACAUGGACUGGACCGACGUCUUCCCGGCGCUCGGCGACGCGCGCGCCGGCGACCGCGUGCGCCACCUCGACGUGGGCUGCGGCUUCGGCGGCCUCGCCGUCGCGUUGGGCGCUUUAUCGCCGGAGCUGACCCUCGCCCUCGAGAUCCGGCCCAAGGUCUGCGAGUACGUGCGCCAGCGCCUCGACGCGCUCCGGCGGCAGCACCCGGGCGCGUACGGCAACGUCGGCUGCCUGCGCCACAACGCCAUGCUCUACCUGCCGAACAUCAUCCGGAAAUACCAGCUGGCCAAGAUCUUCUUCUGCUUCCCGGACCCCCACUUCAAGGCGAAGAACCACCGGCGGCGCAUCGUCUCGUCCGCGCUCCUCGCCGAGUACGCGUACGCGCUACGACCGGGGGGGCUCCUCUACGCCAUCACGGACGUCCGCGAGCUCCACGAGUGGCACGUCGCCAAGCUCGACGCGCACCCCUGCUUCGCGCGCGUCGACGCGCACCCCGGCGACCCCUACGUCGCCGCGAUCGCCGAGUCCACCGAGGAGGGCAAGAAGGUCGCGCGGCAGGGCGGCCACAUGACCGACGGCUCCAAGCGGCUGAUCGCGACCUUCUCGCGGAUCUCGACGAUCUCCUGGGUCCGCGGGUCGAGGCGCACGUAG
Aureococcus anophagefferens is the source of this 777-nucleotide messenger RNA. RefSeq lists its product as hypothetical. Lineage: Eukaryota; Pelagophyceae; Pelagomonadales; Pelagomonadaceae. Gene Ontology annotation, biological process: RNA (guanine-N7)-methylation; tRNA methylation. The record is from RefSeq and is a predicted model, not a curated record. Gene Ontology annotation, cellular component: tRNA methyltransferase complex. Gene Ontology annotation, molecular function: tRNA (guanine(46)-N7)-methyltransferase activity. The transcript is spliced from 2 exons. Bases 1 to 777 code for a protein of 258 amino acids.